UGGUUUCAUGCACAACAAGUACAAGUAUUUGAAGAAACAGAAUAUACACAUUAAUAACGACAAUGAAGUGCUUUUUCAUUCUUGGACUCCUGGCAAUUUCCAGCUUCAACUACGCAUACGCGGCCGGCGAGUGCCCCCGAUCCACUCCCGAUAUGGAGGCCAUGAAGCUGAUCCCGUGUGCGGAGGCUGCGCAAGACCCCAAUGCCUCCGUUUCCAGCAGCUGCUGCGCUCAGGUGAAGAGAAUCGGACAGAAUCCUAAAUGCCUCUGCGCUGUCAUGCUAUCUGAUGUGGCUAAGAGCUCCGGCGUCAAGCCCGAGAUUGCCUUGACUAUUCCCAAGCGAUGCAACUUUGCUGACAGGCCCGUCGGCUACAAGUGUGGACCUUACACAUUGCCUUGAACUUGAAAGGAGGAGUGUGAUCAGAAGAUGGCAAUCCAGGUUGCAAGAAUGAAGAUGUCUACUUUUGCUUCAGUUGUAUGUGUGUUCCCUGCGGGCUACUUCACCGGCUGCCUACUAAUAAUGUAAUUAUAAUAAGC
Molecule: messenger RNA, 535 nt
Organism: Sesamum indicum (sesame)
Lineage: Eukaryota; Viridiplantae; Streptophyta; Magnoliopsida; Lamiales; Pedaliaceae
Biological process (GO): systemic acquired resistance
Molecular function (GO): fatty acid binding
Source: RefSeq, a predicted model, not a curated record